UCUUUGAAGCUGGCGGGCUGGGGCCCACACUGACUCCAGUGAGUUUUCAGACCGACCGCCGUGGAAAACAAGUCUGCCUUCGGCACUCUGGUCCUGAAAGCUUCGUAAGAGGGGAAAGUUUUGAUUUUACAGUAGCUUCGCUACUUUCCGGGCUCCUUACUUUUUUUUUUUUUUUUUUGCUCGUAGAAACCAAUGUGAGAUAGUGAUUGGACUUGACAAGCCCGCUGCGCUACUGUAUCCACCCCCCCACCCUUCUCUCCCCGUUCCACACAACCAGGAAAUAGUCGAGGUGUGCUUCGCUUAUCCCGCUAGUUGCUACCCCGUUUGCGGGUGUAGAUGCGACUUUACCCGCUUCAGAGACAUUUCGUGGUCGUUUUUGGUUUUUUUAUAUUUUUUUUGGUUCGGCUAGUUUGGCUUUAAUCCGCUUUCAAGUGAGUCAAAGUUGCCCGCGAGGAGAAGAGCUCCACUCCGGCCAAACAAUGAGAUUGAGAGCUGCCCUGAAUAUUAGCCGUAAAUACAAGGUACCAAACAAGGACCCGUACGGAGAUAUUUCCAAAGUCACAUCAAAAGUGAGAGACUGUCGAUUGAGUGCUGCUGGCAAUUUGCAUUGCCACCAAGAAAAAGCAGCAAACAGGUUUCUACUCUGGGCACCCAAGCAUGGAUCGGGUACCCGGCACAAAACCUAUGCGCAGGUUCUUCUGGAGGAUACCGAUCAUGAAAGUACCACAUCUCUUGUGGAGGAUUCCAGAGCCUGGAUAUCUUGCUAGGCUUGCGACUUUUGCAUGAGUCGAGUAUCUGCCAGGCUCGGGCCACUGUGAUGAUCUACGAUGACGGCAAUAAGAAGUGGCUGCCGGCAGGUGCUGGAUCCCAGACCUUCAGCAGAGUCCAGAUCUAUCACAACCCCUCCAACAAUGCCUUCCGAAUAGUGGGACGCAAGAUGCAGACAGACCAGCAGGUGGUUAUAAACUGUCCUAUUGUGAGAGGGUUGAAGUACAACCAGGCCACACCUAAUUUCCAUCAGUGGCGGGAUGCUCGGCAGGUGUGGGGGCUCAACUUUGGCAGCAAAGAGGAUGCUGCGCUCUUUGCCAAUGGCAUGACACAUGCUCUGGAGGUGCUCAACUCCAUGGCAGAUGCAGGCUAUGCAACCCUUCCGCGCCCGAUGUCAAAUGGUCCAUCUCCUGAAGAGAUCGAGCAGCAAAGGAGGUUGGAGCAGCAGAGGCUUGAACAGCAAGAACGGGAGCGACAUGAGCGAGAGUGUCAAGAAAGAGAGAGAUUGGAGAGAGAGAGACAAGCUGCAGCAGCACCUGUUCCUCCUGCUCCACCUAUGGGCCCUGGGGACCUUGCUCCUCCACCUGCGCCUCCCCCACCACCAGGGCCUCCUCCACCACCAGGGCCUCCUCCACCACCUGGGCCUCUUCCAGCUGCUAGUGCUCCUCCGCCUUCAGGACCCCCAUCAGCUGCACCCCCACCAGGAGGACCACCGCCUCCCCCACCUCUGCCAUCAGAUUUAGGGAGCCAAGGUGGUGGUGGAGCCGGGGGCUUGGCUGCUGCCUUGGCAGGAGCGAAACUUCGUAAACUAUCUAAACAGGAGGAUGGAUCUGCUGCAGCUCCAGUGGGCAGAGCAGAUUCCAGUCGCAGCAGCAACUCUUCUGUUGGAGGAGGUGGCGACCUGAUGGGUGAGAUGAGUGCCAUCUUGGCCCGAAGGAGAAAAGCAGCUGACACUGGAGAGAAAGUCCCUAUGAAGACACAAGACAAUGAGGAGCCGGAGCCUCAAAGUCAAACUGAGAUCAUAAGAAGACCUUGGGAGAAAUCAUCCACUAUGACCAGGAAUAACUCCAUUCCCAAGAGCAUGGAUUCCACCACCCCCUUGUCCCAAAGUUCCAGGGUGAAGCCUGCAAACAACAGUAAUGACACAAGUGGAGUAGAUGACUCGGAUUUAGAAAAAAUGAAACAGGAAAUCCUUGAGGAGGUGCGAAAAGAACUUCAAAAAGUAAAGGAGGAAAUCAUAACAGCCUUUAUUCAGGAGUUGCAAAAGAGAAGCACAUAGCUGAUGCACGUCUGGUGUAGCAGAGGGAUGUGAUAGAUGGAGGCCUGCUGGGACCUUUGCUCUACUGCACCAUCUAAUGUAGCCCAGGGAUUUCUCAUGUUCUCUUCUCUCCGUCUCCCACAAGCAUUGCUUUCGUGUCACCAUGCAUACAUACUCUUCAUGUAAAUGGUAACCCAGGGAACCUCCUCAGGCCACCAUCCAAGUUGUUCAAAGAUCACUCACUUUUAUGGCGAUCCUGUCUCCCCCGUUCAUUUGUCCUAUUUCCAAUGUGUCCUCUAUGAGAAUCAGUUGAGAGUUACAGCUGCAGCCACAGUACGGCUUUGUUGUCAUCGUUAAUUUUCAUAUCGGGAGUCUUUCUGCUACUUGCGUCCUCUUCUGACAGUUGCAUUUACUGAUAAAGCAGUAUUCAGGGAUGUGUUAUUUGCCACAUUUUUACUGUAACAGCAAGAUGCUGGAAUGUUGGGAUUUUGCGACUCUGCUUUCUCUCAGCAUACAACACCUCAAAAACAGCUAUACUUCUGUCAGAUGUAAACUGGUAGAUUAUUUCAUUUAAUGCUAAUUGGAAGACAGAAAAUAAAUAAUUAGGGACUGAGCAGAGAACCCAACUCCCUGACUUCUGCCGUGUCUUUACACCACGUGGAUUUACUUCUCCCGGCACAGCACAGCACAGCACAAAAAGCCUUCACUACUGCAGGAAGAACCGAGCAAAUGGAUGCUGAUGGACUACCAGAUUGCUGUGAAUGAGGAUUGUGUUGUUGUUUUAUGAUGUGUGAGAAAUGUAUUCUCUUUGCAUUGCACUUGUUCCAGAGUAAAGUGUGAGCAUGUGCCACACUGCCUUGACAGACUUCCCCCCCCCCCCCCCCCUCACAGUCUAAAUGAAAUAUUUGUUGCCCAGUGCAGUGUUCCUAAACUGCUUCUGCUGGUUAUUUUCUUCAAUUCUUAGCUAUAUUUUCUACUUUUUUGAAAAACAUGGCCAUCAAUAGGUCAAUUAAUUUGGCCAUGACCAACUGCCUUGAGAAUGAAUAUAUAAAUGGAUAGAUAUAUUUGUUUUGAGGGAAAGUGCUAGUGCAAAUGAACUGGUUUUUAUAUAUUAAUUAAAAUGACUGGUGAAUGGGGAUUUAGUUUUUCCUUUUGAUUGUUAUUUUGGGUUCAUGGUUUCUUUUUCUAAUAGAAUCUAGGCUUUUUACACUGAAAUACAAAGAAAACUGCUUAGAGACACUGGAUUAGAAAUGCCUUUAUAGUCGAAUACAGCUGCUUCUUGAAAUGCA
This is a messenger RNA of Phyllopteryx taeniolatus (common seadragon), 3315 nucleotides long. RefSeq names its product vasodilator stimulated phosphoprotein b (gene vaspb). The record is from RefSeq and is a predicted model, not a curated record. NCBI's taxonomy places the organism in Eukaryota, Metazoa, Chordata, Actinopteri, Syngnathiformes, Syngnathidae. The transcript is spliced from 15 exons. Gene Ontology annotation, biological process: positive regulation of actin filament polymerization; actin cytoskeleton organization; neural tube closure. The coding region runs from base 818 to 2047 and encodes 409 amino acids. Gene Ontology annotation, molecular function: profilin binding; SH3 domain binding.